This is a messenger RNA of Puntigrus tetrazona (Sumatra barb), 2994 nucleotides long. It is a transcript of the gene capn2a, whose product is annotated as calpain 2, (m/II) large subunit a. NCBI's taxonomy places the organism in Eukaryota, Metazoa, Chordata, Actinopteri, Cypriniformes, Cyprinidae. Gene Ontology annotation, molecular function: calcium ion binding; calcium-dependent cysteine-type endopeptidase activity. The coding region runs from base 252 to 2348 and encodes 698 amino acids. The transcript has 21 exons. The record is from RefSeq and is a predicted model, not a curated record. Gene Ontology annotation, cellular component: cytoplasm. Gene Ontology annotation, biological process: proteolysis.
ACGCUUCCUGUGCACGGGUUGAAAAAGACGUUCUGCUUCUUUUCCGCUGUGCUUCUGCUGCAUUCCGCUUUCAAAGGCAAAAAGAGCGUAGAACGCGUUCCGUGCGUGUGUGAACGGCCCCAAAAUUACAGGCUUAGGACCACGCCUGUCCUGGAAGGAGGAGUGGGUCGGGGCGUAAGCGUAGAACUUUUUCACUGUCGCACUUUUCAACAGCUGCAAAGGAGCGCGGGGCGAAAAACAAAAGUUUGAAAAUGUCCGGCGUGGCAUCCACACUCGCCAAGAAGAGGGCCGAGGCCGCUGGCUUUGGAACGAACGCCAAUGCGGUGAAGUACCUGAACCAGAACUUCGAGGGUCUGAGGAGCGAGUGUCUGAGCCGCGGCCAGCUGUUCUGCGACCCUACCUUCCCGGCCGUUCCCGAGUCUCUGGGCUUCAACGAGCUCGGGCCACGAUCGGCGAAAACCACAGGCGUUGUGUGGAAAAGACCUGGGGAGUUGACCUCCAGUCCCGAGUUUAUUGUUGGAGGGGCAACAAGAACAGAUAUUUGCCAAGGAGGUUUAGGUGAUUGCUGGCUCCUAGCAGCCAUCGCUUCCCUAACCCUCAAUGAAGACGUUUUGGCUCGCGUCGUUCCGUCCAACCAGGGCUUUGGGCAAGACUAUGCUGGAAUUUUCCACUUUCAGUUGUGGCAGUUUGGGGAAUGGGUGGAUGUGGUGGUGGAUGAUCGAUUGCCCACUCGAGAUGGAGAACUGCUGUUUGUUCAUUCAGCCACAGGCUCAGAGUUCUGGAGCGCACUGCUGGAGAAGGCCUAUGCUAAAGUGAAUGGGUGUUAUGAAGCUCUGUCUGGAGGUUCCACCACAGAAGGCUUUGAGGAUUUCACCGGUGGAAUUGCAGAAAUAUACGAAUUGAAACAAGCUCCUUCCAACAUGUUCCAAAUCAUCAGGAAGGCCCUGGAUUCUGGAUCACUUUUGGGAUGCUCCAUCGAUAUCACCAGUCAAGCAGACUCAGAGGCCAUCACGUAUCAGAAGCUUGUGAAAGGACAUGCCUACUCUCUUACUGGAGCAAUCGAGGUUAAUUACAGAGGCCGGAAAGAGAAGCUGGUCAGAGUCCGUAAUCCUUGGGGCCAGGUAGAAUGGACAGGGGCCUGGAGUGACAACUCUUCUGAAUGGAAUGCCGUCGAUCCGUCCGAACGCGAGAAUGUGAAGUCAGAAGAUGGAGAGUUCUGGAUGUCAUUCUCAGAGUUUGCGAGGCAGUAUUCCCGCAUAGAGAUCUGCACUCUGACCCCAGACACGCUGACAUCUGACUCCGUCAAACAUUGGAGCGCGUGUAAGUUCGAUGGCACCUGGAGACGAGGCUCCACGGCUGGUGGAUGCAGGAACCAUCCAUACACCUUCUGGAUGAAUCCUCAGUUUAAAAUCAAACUGGAAGAGGAAGAUGAUGAUCCUGAUGAUAAUGAAGUGGGCUGCAGUGUGGUGAUUGGCUUGAUUCAGAAGAACCGGCGUAAGUUGAGGAAGUCUGGAGAGGACAUGCACACUAUUGGCUACGCCAUCUAUGAGGUGCCUUCUCAGUUCCACGGGCAAAAGGAUGUUCAUCUGGAUAAGAAUUAUUUCCUCACCCACGCACAAAAAGCUCGAUCUGAGACUUUUAUCAACCUUAGAGAAGUCAGCACCCGCUUCAAACUUCCUCCUGGAGAAUAUCUCAUCGUCCCUUCCACAUUCGAACCGCACAAGAACGGAGACUUCUGUGUGCGCGUGUUCUCCGAGAAACAGUCUGAGAUGCAAAAAUGUGAUGACCCUAUAGAGGCAAACAUAGAAGAUGAGACGGUGUCUGAAGAUGAGGUUGAUGCUGGUUUUAGGGGACUGUUCACUAAACUAGCAGGAGAUGACAUGGAGAUCUCUGCCACGGAGCUGAGAACAAUUUUCAACAAAAUAGUUGCAAAAAGAACAGAUAUUAAAACAGAUGGUUUCAGUUUGGAUACAUGUAGGGUCAUGGUGAACCUCAUGGAUGAAAGUGGCAAUGGUAAACUAGGGUUAGCUGAGUUUGCCACUCUUUGGAAGAAAAUUCAAAAGUAUCUGGUCAUUUAUAAGAAGAAUGACAUGGAUGGGUCCGGCUGUAUGAGUACACCAGAGAUGCGAAUGGCUUUAAAGGAAACAGGAUUCUCUCUGAAUGACUCCAUUCAUCAGUGUCUGGCGGCACGCUAUGGAGACGCAGACAUGAAGAUCGACUUUGAUAACUUCGUGUCGUGUGUGAUGCGCCUGGAGAUGAUGUUCAAAGUCUUCAAAAGGCUUGACGUAGACAGCAGUGGGUUCAUUGAGCUGGACUUCUUCCAGUGGCUGACGUUUGCUAUGGUUUAAAGGCCCAGAGGAUUAUUAUGAAUAGUAUUUUUGUUUUGCUAGUUAACUUACACCAGCGAUUCUCAGUCCUAGUCCUUGCGCCCCACCGCUCUGCACAUUUUGUAUGUUUCUCUUGUUUGUUCCAUUCGAAACACAUGCCAUGCGAAGUGGAAAUCACUGGAUAUGCUCUGUGCUUUAACAAAGAGACACACAAAAUAUGCGCGAGGUCUGGAAUCGAGAACCGCUGACUUACACAGAAGACCACCAUAUAGCGAAAUGCUUAACGAGUAUAGCGGACCUCCUGGGAUUUGUAAAUGUGUCCGUUGUACUUUGCAGUAGAUAUACAAGCAUAGUUGCCUGUUGUUUUAUUCGCAAUGCACUUUCCUCUUACUGCAGUGCUUGCAAGGCAUCAUUGUUUUGUUUUUUUGUUGCUGCUCCAAACUGUGUGGCUUGUUGAUGACAAUUGUGCAGUUACUUUAAGUGAUCAGACAUACGACUCACACCUGGUCAUAUAGAUUUAAAGAGCAAUCAAAGAUAUAUAGCCACCUUUUUAUUCCUGUAAGUCAACACUUUUGGCCAGUAAGCAGCCACAUAGCAAUGCUCUGGCAAUAGCAUCUUGUGUCUAUAUAUAUAUAUAUAUAUAUAUAUAUAUAUAUAUAUAUAUAUA